AUGGCACCAUGGAAUUUCACCCAUGUAGCUGAGUUUAUUUUCAUGGGGGUCUCAGACCGUCCAGAGCUGCAGAUCCCCCUCUUCCUCGUGUUCCUGCUCAUCUACGGGCUGACCGCACUGGGGAACCUGGGCAUCAUCACCCUCACCAGCGUGGACUCUCGACUGCAAACCCCCAUGUACUACUUCCUCAGGCACUUGGCCAUCAUCAAUCUUGGCAAUUCUACUGUCAUUGCUCCUAAAAUGCUGGUUAAUUACUUGUCUACCAACAAAAGUAUUUCUUACUAUGGGUGUGCAGCCCAAUUGGGAGGAUUUUUAGUUUUCAUUGUGGCAGAGAUUUUCAUGCUAUCUGCAAUGGCCUAUGACCGCUACGUGGCUAUCUGCAACCCCUUGCUCUACAUGGUGGUGGUGUCUCGGCAGAUCUGCCUUCUGUUGGUUUCCCUCACCUACUUGCAGAGUCUGAUCACAGCACUCACAGUCACCUCCUGUGUGUUCUCUGUGUCUUACUGCUCUUCUAAUGUCAUCAACCACUUUUACUGUGAUGAUGUCCCUCUCUUGGCUUUGUCCUGUUCGGAUACCCACAUCCCAGAAACAGCAGUGUUUACCUUCUCGGGGAUUAACUUGUUUUUCUCCAUGACGGUGGUUCUAGUCUCCUACUCCAACAUUGUCCUUGCCAUUGUGAGGAUCCGUUCCUCAGAAGGACGAAGGAAGGCCUUUUCCACCUGUGCCUCUCACAUGGUGGCCGUCACCGUGUUCUAUGGCACUCUCCUUUUCAUGUACUUGCAGCCCAGGACCAACCACUCCCUAGACACCGACAAGAUGGCCUCUGUCUUCUACACACUGGUGAUCCCCAUGCUGAACCCUGUCAUUUACAGCCUGAGGAACAAGGAUGUGAAGGAGGCCCUGCAGAGAUUCCUCAACAACCCAUGCCGAUCCCUCAGACUACUGUAA
Molecule: messenger RNA, 948 nt
Organism: Ochotona curzoniae (black-lipped pika)
Lineage: Eukaryota; Metazoa; Chordata; Mammalia; Lagomorpha; Ochotonidae
Product: olfactory receptor 8J2-like
Exons: 1
Coding region: 1-948 (315 amino acids)
Biological process (GO): G protein-coupled receptor signaling pathway; sensory perception of smell
Cellular component (GO): membrane
Molecular function (GO): odorant binding; olfactory receptor activity; G protein-coupled receptor activity
Source: RefSeq, a predicted model, not a curated record